Molecule: messenger RNA, 1151 nt
Organism: Hermetia illucens (black soldier fly)
Lineage: Eukaryota; Metazoa; Arthropoda; Insecta; Diptera; Stratiomyidae
Product: RNA exonuclease 4
Exons: 1
Coding region: 163-1026 (287 amino acids)
Biological process (GO): rRNA processing
Cellular component (GO): nucleus
Molecular function (GO): 3'-5' exonuclease activity; nucleic acid binding
Source: RefSeq, a predicted model, not a curated record
UUGACAGUCAAUCUGACACUUCGUACCACGAGAGUUUUUCCACUCGACCCGCGAACAUCUGAUCGCAGUACGGAGCGAUUUUUCCUGGAAUGUCAUCGAAUUUUAAAUACAUUUUUCACUCGGACAACUGAAUGGAAACGGCAAAUUGUCGUCGGGGACUCGAUGCUUCAGUUCGCAUUUGCAAUUGUUACUGUCUGGCUGGUUUUCAAGUUUACUGGUUACGCCAUGAUGAAGGGUGAGACGAAGAGCGCGCCCGAAAAGGGUUCAACCGGGACAAACUCAAACAACUCCAGCAAGCAGAAAACGGGAUCUCCACAGAAGUCAAGUAGCGGAAACGCUAUCUCGAUUUUAUGUCGACGCAUGGCGGGUUCGAACUGGGAUAACGCUCCCGAAGCCAACAAAAAACCAACCGCCACCGACCAAGACGAGAAACCACAAAACAAAAGGAAAAAGGACAAACCGAAGAGAUCGGCGAAAUGGACCAAGUUUGUAGCGAUGGAUUGCGAAAUGGUCGGCAUCGGACCGAACGGUCAGGACGAUAUGCUGGCGCGGGUGUCCAUAGUCAACCAAAACGGCGAAGUGCUCAUGGAUAAGUACGUCCAAGCGCAAGAGGAGGUGGUCGACUACCGGACAAAAGUGAGCGGCAUUCGUCCUCAUAACAUGGAGAACGGCGAGGAGUUCGAGAAGGUGCAACAGGAGGUGAAGCAGAUGCUGCGCGACAAAGUGCUUGUCGGCCACUCGGUGAAGAACGACCUGGCCGUCCUGCGAAUCAAGCAUCCGUACCAACACAUCCGGGACACAGCUAAGUACCGGCCGCUCGCUAAGCUUGUGUCGAACGGAGCCACUCCGAGCCUGAAGCGGUUGGCCAAGGCGAUACUGGGAAUGGACAUUCAAGGCGGCGAGCACAGUUCCGUGGAGGACGCGCGCGCCUGCAUGCAGGUCUAUGUACGUUUUAGUGCAGAAUGGGAGCGGUACCUGCAGAAACUCAUCCACCACCGAACGCACCAUGGCCGGCGUAGGAGCUAGUUGUUCAUGAUCAUUGAAUUUUUCUUUCUUCACUUCACUCUCUACUGUUUUAGCUUACGAUAUUGAUGUUACGAGAUAUUAUGAGGAUUAUCUUUUGUAAUAAAAAUAGAUUUUUAUUGAUCUUA